Medioppia subpectinata is the source of this 1104-nucleotide messenger RNA. NCBI's taxonomy places the organism in Eukaryota, Metazoa, Arthropoda, Arachnida, Sarcoptiformes, Oppiidae. The record is from the annotation of a GenBank genome assembly.
AUGAGUAAACAGUUUGAAGACCCGAACGCCAAACCGCGCUGUCUUUGGUCACUACACAAGUCGUCGACGGCCACUGACCCACACUUUCACGACACACUUACAGCUAAGCCUAAGAUAUUGUCCAAUAUAUUGGAACAGAUCGGAGACACACCACUCGUGAGGCUAAACAGGAUUCCCAAAGAGUAUGGCAUUCGGUGUGAAGUGUUGGCCAAAUGCGAGUACUUUAAUGCCGGCGGAAGUAUUAAGGAUAGGAUCGCCCUUAAGAUGGUCUGCGACGCCGAACGCGAUGGUGUGCUUCGGGAGGGAUUCACUAUCAUUGAGCCGACGAGUGGUAACACUGGUAUUGGGUUAGCGAUGGCGGCAGCGGUUAAAGGAUACAAAUGUAUUUGUGUUUUGCCACAGAAAAUGUCAAACGAGAAGGUGAAUGUAUUGCACGCUUUGGGCGCUAAGAUUGUCCGCACACCCAAUGAUGUGAGUUAUGACUCGCCUUAUAGUGACAUUAAAGUGGCGCAAAAGCUCUGCCAACAGAUCAAGAACUCAGUAAUUUUGGAUCAAUACCGCAAUGUUAACAACCCUUUGGCCCAUUACGACAACACCGCUGAAGAGAUACUCCAACAGACAGAUCAUAACGUGGAUAUGGUUGUCGUGGGCGCCGGCACUGGUGGUACUCUCGCAGGCAUUGGUCGUAAGUUUAAAGAAGUGUUGCCCGACUGUAAGGUGAUUGGUGUGGAUCCGUUUGGAUCAAUACUCGCACAACCGGAAGAUAUAAACAAAUCGGACACAACUUUCUACGAAGUGGAGGGUAAUGGACAUGAUUUUAUUCCCACUGUUUUGGAUCGAAGUGUUGUCGAAAAGUGGUAUAAAUCUGACGACAAGUCAUCGCUAGAAAUGUCUCGAAAGCUCAUCUCAAAGGAAGGACUUCUCUGUGGCGGCUCUUCUGGCAGUGCAGUCGUGGCCGCACUGAAAGCUGCAAAAGAGCUCCGGGAAGACCAGAGAUGUGUUGUCAUACUUCCGGAUGGAGUUCGCAAUUAUAUGACAAAGUUUUUGGACGACAAUUGGAUGAAUGAGAGAAACUUUGCCACAAAUGCAGAAUUGAAUAAUUAG